Messenger RNA from Ananas comosus (pineapple), 1752 nucleotides. Its product is annotated as ribosomal protein S1, mitochondrial-like. The coding region runs from base 1050 to 1682 and encodes 210 amino acids. The record is from RefSeq and is a predicted model, not a curated record. Lineage: Eukaryota; Viridiplantae; Streptophyta; Magnoliopsida; Poales; Bromeliaceae. The transcript has a single exon.
AUAUAACUAUAUUCAAUUCAAUAUAAUAAUAAUAAAUAGAAUAGAAUAUAUGCCCGAAUCUAUAGACUCGAGGCAAUGGAAGGACAUAGGAUAAUUCCCCAACUGAGACCGGGGGAAUACCUCCAAUCCUUUAGUAAGAAUUUAGAUGCAGCUUCCUUGCUAGGGUGUUUUCAAACUUCGAUCUGAUGGUUCGACCUUCAUCAGUCAGGAAAAAGAAGAAGGACCCACUUAUUCCACUCAGAGAGACCGAAGCAGGCAAGAAAAAGGCAGAAGGAAGUUCUCUUUCCAUUCCAACUAAACUAAGUGAAAAAGGGAGAGAGCAAAACAGAGACAGAGUAACCAAGAAACUAUGUCCAAACCAACGAGUCCUUUGGUCGACUCUUAAGAAUGUAUCGGGAGUUGGGGGUUAGCCGUCUCAUGGGAGUGAUAGCUGGGUUUUUCACGGAGUUUCUUCCUUCGUACAAAUGUUCAGAGAGUGCUGACGGUCGGAGAAAACUUUCAGAAGAUCUACUCUUUGAUCUAAUGAUAAGGGACUAAAAUCUGGAUGAUAUUCUUCGACGAUCCCCUGAUGAGGACAUCCGAGAAUCAGCCUUCGAAUUCAUAGAAGGAAAUCUCGCUCAUCUGGAGCCUUUUUUAGAAAACGAAGAAGUACCGAAUCCCGAACAAAUCCAGGAUUUGCUGGAAGCUCACUUGCGUUUUAUAAUAAAUGACCUCAUACAGGAUGGGGAAAACUCCCAAACCCUAUGAGAGAUUUCGAAGACACUUUCUUUAUCGGUUGAAAAACAUAGGAUAGGGCAAAGAAUGAAUAAUAGGGCAAAGGGGGGAAGGAAGGCAUAGGGCUCACACAAGUAAGUGCAGGACCCCAAUCGGGCCUUUCUGAAGUGUGGCACAGCCAGGGAGGUAGGGGGGAGUGUGAAGCCGUCAGAGGCGGAAGCGGCAAAUCGCUUCUAACGAGUUCCCAACACUUAGCUUAGUAGCUUAACUCUUUCUACAGGCGUGGCGCUGCUGGAUGCUUCUGAUCAAUAGGAAUAGGAGGAAAAAAAAAGCUUAUGAUGAGCAUCUAUUGGAGUCGAUCAUUUCCAAGAUCUAAUUCCAGUUUAUUAUUAUGUAGUGGAAAGGCCUCACAAUCUUCAGUUUUACGCUUACACUUAAGGGAAGAAAUGUUUUUGGUGGAUGCAGGACCUGGUACCCAAAAAAUUUGUAUGCAAGAUGAGCCUACAGGAGUGCCAAUCAACCGAGCCACCAGGUUUGAGAAUAAGGUGGGAUCCCUGAAUGUAGUGGCUGGUGAAUCACUGAUCAAAAAGCGGAUUGUUGAGAGAUUCUUCAUCGAUCUAGUGGCCGGUGAAUCACUGAUCAAAGAGCGAGCAGCCGCCAGGUUUAAUGAUUUUGUGGGAUCCCUGGAUGUAGCGGCUGGUGAACCGCUUCUUCUUCCACGAAGAUUCAGACAAAACCGAGCUUGGAUAGAACUGAAGAAGAUUUGGCGAACGAAGAAAAAGGUCAAAGGGUUUAUUAUUAACAAAGUAAAAGGAGGUUAUUCAGUAGCCAUCGCUGGUUUCAUUACUUUUCUUCCAUUCAGUCCUCUCAUAAAAAAAAGGAUAGCGAAUGAUCGAUUCACCAUUGAGAGCAUUAACUCCAAAAGGAGGAAUAUUGUGAUAACAGCGGCAGAUCAAACAAGAACUUGAUGAGAAAAAAAAAAAAAAAGAAAGAGAAAAUUUUUCCAAAUCCGAAGCCCACCUUAAUCCAUUUUGUUGA